Molecule: messenger RNA, 2709 nt
Organism: Myotis myotis
Lineage: Eukaryota; Metazoa; Chordata; Mammalia; Chiroptera; Vespertilionidae
Gene: LRRC37A
Product: leucine rich repeat containing 37A
Exons: 15
Coding region: 195-2660 (821 amino acids)
Molecular function (GO): protein binding
Source: RefSeq, a predicted model, not a curated record
UGCCAAUUGUGACAAGGCUGCCAAUUGUUGGGCUUCCGUCCAGUGCCUGGGUCACUCGCUGUGGCCCACUCACCUGGAUCACUCGUGCCCUACUCGCCCUCCUCACCUGGGUUGCUCUCUGUGACCCACUUCCCUGAGUCCCUCGUUGUGACCCACUCGGCUGGGUCGCUCGCUUUGCCCUGGACCUGCUUGUCAUGUCUGGGCUGCACCUCUGGGCCCCAUGGCCCCUGUGUAUGUGGCAGCUGUUGUGGCUGCUGGUCCAGGCAGCUCAGCCUUCAGAGUUGACCCUGGACCCUGUCCUGCUGACCUCCAUCCCCUCGGGCCCAACCGAGCCCUGGCCUUUGGAUCAGCAAACCCCCCCACCUGAGACUUCAAAUGUCUUAAAAGAAGUUCAAUCUCUGUUACUCCGACAAGAAGACUGGGCUCUGCCUACAGAGGCCCCUGAGAAAGUGAGACACCCUCCAGCCCUUCGGGAGGCCCCAGCUCAGCAAGCCGAAGCCUCUUCAACCCAGCCGGAGACUUCAGCUCAGUUCCCACCCCAACAAGGGGCCUCAGCUCGGCCUACAGUGUCCUCUGAGCCACUGAAACCUUGGUCAGUCCACCAAGGGAUUCCAGAUCAGCAUCCCAUCCCGGCUGAAAAUGUCGAAUCUUCGACCCAGUGGAAGAGCUCACUUCUGCCUCAAGUGCCUCUUGCCGGUGUAGACCCUUCUUCAGUCCAUCAGAAGGGUGGAGCUCAGCCUCCAAAAUCCUCUGUAGAUGUUGCAACUCCACCUUCGGUCCAUCAUGAGGUGGCCGUCUCACCUGUAGGUUCGGGUGAAGCUCAGCGUCCCGCGCUGUCCCGUAUGAACGUUAAAGAUGUGGGCCUGGGGGUGUUGGUAGCUCCCGAGUCCACUAAGGAGAUUGACCUGUUUGUAACUGGGCAGGAGGUCUCAGAUCACCCUCCAAAGUCCGCAGAGGAAGUCAAAGCUCCAACCCAGCAGGGGACCCCUCCAAGGCCCCCUGAGGAGACAGACUCACCUCCAUUGCAGCCGGAGGCCGCAGCCCAGCCUACUUUGGAGGCUACAGCCCUGCAGCAGACGACAGCUCCUCCGAAGCACCCUGAGGUGCCGCUUCCACAUCCAGUGACUGUUCCGGCACUGCAGCCAGCCUUGACUGAAAGCACUGUUCUGCCUCUGGACCUGGAAGUUCGAAUAACUCAGCAGCCAGAGUCUUCUGAGACAGUUCCUCCACAGACUGAACCGAGUGCCACCACGAACAUAUGUGAGCUCUGUGCCUGCAGCAAUGGGACGCUGUCCUGUAUCGGUCUCGGCCCAACGGAGAGGCUCCGCAGAGUGCCUGUGCCAGAGCCCAACAGCUACAAGGGCACCUUCUCUGUCUUAAACUUGCAAGGAAACUUAAUUUCUUACAUCAAUAAAGAUACAUGGAAGCCAUACCAUUUUGUUGCAAAACUAAAUCUCAGUGGAAAUAAUUUGAGAGAAUUACAUAAGGAUUCAUUUGAAGGCCUGAUGUUCCUCCAGAGUUUAGAUUUAUCCUGCAAUAAAAUACAAUUUAUUGAAAGGAAUACAUUUGCAUCACUACCUUUUUUGCGAUAUAUAAAUCUUGGUUGCAAUUUAAUCACAAAAGUGAGCUUUGGAACGUUUCGGGCCUGGCAUGGAAUGAAGUUUUUACACAAGUUAAUUCUCGAUCGUAAUCCUCUGACAGCUGUCCACGAUCCAUAUCUUUUUAAAUUGCCAGCAUUAAAAUAUUUAGACAUGGGGAGGACGCAAGUGUCACUUACAACAGUUGUGAGCAUCCUCAUGAUGGCCCCUCAGUUGGAAAAAUUGAUCUUACCUAGCCAUUUGACCUGCUGCCUCUGCCAAUUUAGAAAUAAUAUUGAGACGGUUGCCAAGACAGUCAAACUGCAUUGUGACACUGAAUGUCUGAAAAACAUACCUUGUGAUGAAGGACUACUUAUAGAAGGACCGUUCAUGAAAGUACUGCCAGGCCGGAAGGACACCCGCACUGAGCUGACUAUUGAGCCAGAGUGGGCAUCCUCAGACAGAAACGGAGAGAGUUCACCAUCCCUAAUGCGCCCCCCGAAGACGCUGCUCAGUAAACAGCAAGAAGAAACUGUCUCCAAGGCAGAGCGGGAUGCGGAUCAAUGGAAAAAGCAGUGGCUGGAAGCUCAGGGUGAACAGGAAGAGGAGGAGCCCCAUGAGCUCACAAAAGAAGUGCCAGGAUAUGGCUAUAACAAGAAUCUCAUCGUGGCAAUAAUUGUGACUAUAGUAACAAUAAUUUUUAUUGUAAUUUUCUGUCUCAUUGUGAUUUAUUGUCAUAGAACACCAUCAGAGGAAAGUAAAGAAGGAAGCUCAAGGGACUUUUUUCCAUUUUUCCAGCAUAUGAGACGGUCACCGGAACACAAGAUGGAGGAAGGUGGUUUCUGGAAGAGGCAGCCGCUCUGGCUGAGAGAUCUAUACAGACCUCUCAGUGCCACACACGUAGAGAGCAUGGCACAGGAGCUACACGAUAAGGAUUCGGCGACUGAGGAUGAGCUGUUCUACAAAAUGUUGCGUGGAGAGUUCUCAGUGUUGAAGGUUGCUGCUACAGACCCUGCGGCCCAGAGCCCAGCGAAUGAGCACGUGACCCUGCCACCCAGCGAAGCCCCUCCUCAGGCUCCCUGAAAAUGUUCUUGACCUACGUGUACAAUAAAUGUUGUUCUUUUUUUUCGUU